UGUGCGAUGAACGGCGUUGCUGUAAGGAGCCGCGGGGUGACGACGGGGCAGGUACUGAGCCUCUUGCUUUUGUUCGGCGUUUCCGACUGGGUUUCCGCCGCGAUUCGCUAUGCGAUUCCCGAGGAGGCGCGGAGAGGCUCCGCGGUGGGGAACGUGGUAGCCGACCUGGCGUUGGACCUCGGGCGGCUGCCGGGACGCCGGCUGCGGGUGGUGUCCGGCGGCAGCAAGAAGUACUUCGGGGUGGAUCUGACGAGCGGCGCGCUGCUGGUGAGCGAGCGGAUAGACCGGGAGGAGCUCUGCGGCACGCUCUCUCCCUGCUCGCUCAGCUUUGAGAUCGUGGUGGAAAACCCGCUGGAGCUGUACAGCGGCGCCGUGGAGAUCCAAGACAUCAAUGACAACGACCCGGUUUUUCCCAGCAGCCAGGCGAGGCUGGAAAUCAGCGAGUCGGUGGCGGCCGGAGCGCGCUUCCCGCUAGAGAGCGCGCAAGACCCCGAUGUGGGGAUUAACUCUUUGCAGACCUACCAGCUCAGCGCCAACCCGCACUUUGCGCUCGACGUGCAGACGAGGGUGGAUGGCAGCAAGUACGCGGAGCUGGUGCUAGAGAAGGAGCUGGACAGGGAGGAGCAACGGGAGCUUCACUUGGUCUUGACUGCACUGGAUGGAGGCAGCCCGCCACGGUCGGCCCACGUGCAGAUCCACAUUGACGUUGUGGAUGCCAAUGAUAAUGCCCCGGUCUUCAACCAGUCCACCUACAAGGCAAGCGUGAGGGAGAACACGCCCAGCGGUACCCUGGUCGCCAGGAUCCGUGCGUACGAUCUGGAUGAUGGGCCCAACGGAGACAUCGUCUAUUCCUUCAGCAGCCACACGCCUGCCAAGGUACGAGAACUCUUUGCUCUGGACUCGGCCACAGGGGAGUUGAGGGUCAAGGGGCAGCUGGACUACGAGGAAACGAAGCUGUAUGAGAUUUACUUACAGGCUAAAGACAAGGGUGCCGUUCCUGGCGUGGCUCAUUGCAAAGUGCUGGUGGAAGUCGUGGAUGUGAACGACAAUGCUCCAGAGGUGACAGUGACUUCUGUGUACAGCCCUGUGCCUGAAGAUGCAGCCCCAGGGACGGUUGUAGCUCUGCUGAGUGUAACGGACUUGGACUCCCAUGACAACGGUCUGGUGAACUGCUUCAUUUCCCCUGGGAUCCCGUUCAUGCUCAGCUCCUCCCUCAAAAAUUACUACACAUUGAAAACAAAAACAGUUCUGGACCGGGAAAAGGCAUCAGAGUAUAACAUCACUAUCACCGCCAGGGACUCAGGCUCACCACCCUUGUCUGCAGUAAAACAGAUCCUGGUUCAGGUGUCAGAUGUCAACGACAACGCGCCCAAGUCUUCCCAGGACUCCUAUGAUGUGUAUGUUCUUGAGAACAACAUGCCUGGCAUCCCCAUCCUGAACGUGAGCGCCACAGACCCAGACCUUGGGCGCAACGCCCAUCUCUCCUAUACCCUCUUGCAGGGUGACCCCACUGUAGGCCACCUCUUCUCCAUCAACCAGGAGAAUGGCACCCUCUACCUGCUCACCUCCCUGGACCACGAGGACCAGGUGGAGUUCAGCAUGACGGUGCAGGUCCAGGAUGGCGGCUCUCCGCCUCUGGCCACUAACAUUUCAGUCAGUGUGUUUGUCACUGACCUCAAUGACAAUGCCCCAACCGUGCUGUACCCUCAUCCCAACACCACCACCACCUAUACCGAUGUGGUGGCACCAGGCACUCCUGCCGGGCACAUAGUCACCAAGGUGGUGGCGGUGGAUGCGGAUGCAGGGUACAAUGCCUGGAUCUCCUAUACCCUGUUGCAGGCCACUGACCCCAGCCUCUUCUCAGUUGGGCUGCACAGUGGGGAGAUCUUCACGGCCCGCCAGCUCCGGGAGGAUGACGCUCCCCAGCACACACUAGUUAUCCUGCUGAAAGACCAUGGGGAGCCUGUGCUGUCUGCCAGUGCCACUGUCUCCAUCUCUGUGGCUGAGAUGGUCAAGGAGGUGCUCACUGACCUCACUGAUGUGGCACCUGCCAAUGAUCCCAGAAGGCAUGUGACUUUCUAUCUCAUCCUGGCUGUGAUUUUGGUGUCAGCAGCUUUCUUCAUCACCAUGUUGUCAGUGGGCAUCUUCAAGUGCUACAAGUGGAGGCAGUCAAAGGAGCUGUUCAACAGCUCCAGGAGCACCCUGUACAGGACACCAGGGCCCUUCCAGCACAUUGACGCUGUGCGGGGCGGCUUCACACCACCCAACUUCUACCACCAGGUCUAUCUCACCACGGACUCUCGCCAGAGUGAUCUCCUGUGUAAAAAGCCCUUCACUUCCAGCCCCCUGGGGAGCCACCAGAGCACCAUGAGGAAUGGUGAGCCAGGGCUGUACCACCAGAUUGUGGGCACUGCCAGCAGGCUCCCUGUGCCUGCCGAGCAAGCUCAGCCUAACACAGACUGGCGCUUCUCUCAGACCCAGAGACCUGGUACGAGUGGCUCCCAGAAUGGAGAGGAAGGUGGGGCCUGGCCGAACAAUCAGUUUGACACGGAGAUGCUCCAAGCCAUGAUCCUAGCUUCAGCAAACGAAGCUGCUGACGGCAACUCGACCCUGGGCGGGGGGACGGGCACCAUGGGGCUGAGCGCCCGCUACGGCCCCCAAUUCACCCUGCAGCACGUCCCCGAUUACCGGCAGAACGUCUACAUCCCGGGCAGCACUGCCACCCUUACCAACGCCGCCAGCAAGCGCGAUGCCAAGGGCGCCAGCUCCUCGGGAGGCAACAAGAAGAAAUCCGGGAAGAAGGAGAAGAAGUAGGGAAGAAGAAGGAGACCUUAGAGCUACAGGGCAGCUGGCUCCAGCACUCCCCCAAACCACAGCCCAGGCCGGAGGACGAAUGUGAAUUUUUUUGUGAUGCAAAAAGUAGGAAACGCUGCGAAUGUAUCUCAUCAUCAUCAGAGCUAGGAGCAGGGGCUCUCUGCUGUUAGAUCUCAUGAUGAAAACCAAUCCGGAAGCUAAACUGAACACAAACAAGUGCCCUGUGAAUACUUGCUAAUGUUUUAUAUGAUCCCUUGGGUAUUAGAAUAUGCAAGGGCGGAAGGUCUUCUGCCACAUCUUUGGAUCCGAUUUGCUCCCAGAUAGUCUAAGAAAGGCACAAGGCUUGUGCUCGGCUUUGCCCAGUGUAAAUAAUUUUAACACGGAUCUUUUAAUUUAUAGACCUUUGAUGAUUUUUUGGAAAGGAAAAGGCAGUUCCUAGCGUAGAGCCCAUGCUCCAGAUCUUUGCUCUUAAACUUUCCAUUAGUAAAAUUCACCCCCAGUUAAUGAUAGCGCUGGAUUUGUUGCUGAGAAGUUGGUAGGGAGUGCUUCAGUUCCUGCUUACCUGUUACCUGGAAAAAAAGUAAGUGUUUAUAUUGCAUGAGUCAAAGGGAAUAUGGCAAAACUGCAUCCUAACAUCUUUUUUUUUUUUAAAAACUGCAACCACUGAUGGCCUGAAAUAUGAGACAACCCCCCCCUCCUGAUGUCUGAGAGGUAGGGAAUUCAAUGAGGAGCAUGCUGAGGUGUGCGGCAGCUGCCCUGGCAGUUCUAGGGGUCUCCGAAGAGCAGACACAUCUCAUCCCUUCUUUGCAGUAAAUAUUUAUAUGUACAGUCAAUGUUCUUCUGGAAUUAAAGCUAAGAGAGUCUUGCUCCCCUGUGGCCAGGCAGCCAUCUGGCCAAGUCCCUGCCAAGGGGACUGGGGGAUGAUGCUUCACGUUUCUGCACACCGCAUCUGCAUGCACGUCCUUCACCUCACACCUGCACUAGCACAGUUAGCUCCACGGACCCAGAGAAGUCCUCGCAUGCCCACGCAGUGUGGUGUGAACGCGCCGGCAGCCGCCCGAG
Molecule: messenger RNA, 3876 nt
Organism: Gavia stellata (red-throated loon)
Lineage: Eukaryota; Metazoa; Chordata; Aves; Gaviiformes; Gaviidae
Product: protocadherin gamma-C3-like
Exons: 4
Coding region: 7-2814 (935 amino acids)
Biological process (GO): homophilic cell-cell adhesion
Cellular component (GO): plasma membrane
Molecular function (GO): calcium ion binding
Source: RefSeq, a predicted model, not a curated record